AUGAUAACUAAAUACUUCAGUAAGGUGGUUGUCAGGUUCAAUCCCUUUGGCAAGGAAGCGAAGGUUGCUAGAUUAUUACUUGCUGCCAUUCCGCCAACACAACGAAACAUGGGCACGCAGAUUCAAUCGGAAAUCAUCUCAGAUUACAAUAAGGUCAAGCCCCUUGUGAAAGUAACCUACAAGGAUAAGAAAGAAAUGGAAGUCGACCCAUCAAGCAUGAACUUCCAGGAGUUAGCCAACCAUUUCGACCGCCACUCAAAACAGCUGGGCCUGAAGCAUAUGUUGGAAAUGCACUGA
This is a messenger RNA of Saccharomyces paradoxus, 297 nucleotides long. RefSeq names its product mitochondrial 54S ribosomal protein mL53 (gene MRPL44). Gene Ontology annotation, molecular function: structural constituent of ribosome. Lineage: Eukaryota; Fungi; Ascomycota; Saccharomycetes; Saccharomycetales; Saccharomycetaceae. The transcript has 2 exons. Bases 1 to 297 code for a protein of 98 amino acids. Gene Ontology annotation, cellular component: mitochondrial large ribosomal subunit. The record is from RefSeq and is a predicted model, not a curated record.